Molecule: messenger RNA, 918 nt
Organism: Saccharomyces mikatae IFO 1815
Lineage: Eukaryota; Fungi; Ascomycota; Saccharomycetes; Saccharomycetales; Saccharomycetaceae
Gene: LOT5
Product: Lot5p
Exons: 1
Coding region: 1-918 (305 amino acids)
Source: RefSeq, a predicted model, not a curated record
AUGAUGGAAAAGAAACCAAAAUGUCAAAUUGCAAGGAUAAAACCAUCGAUCGAAAACGUUAUACCGUACAAUCAUUUCAAGAAGACGCAACCACGAUUCAACGGUAACUUUUCCGCACUGAAUAAUGAAGAAUACAUAAUACUAUUUGGCGGGGGCCGAGACUUAAUACUUGGCUCCUUGACACCUUGUUCAAGUACUCACCUAUCCAACCAAGCCGACUCAGAAGACCCUAACGAAUAUGGCACAGACCUGUUUAUACUCAACAGCUGCAUUGUCAUUUGGUUUAAUGGGCUAGGAUAUGGGCUGGAAAUUCCAUACAGUAGCGUCUUGUACCAUGCAUCGAGACGGCUGUCGGAUGGAAGAGAAGGGCUUCGACUAGAGAUCUUGCUGACUUUGGAAAGAGACGAAGUACUGGACAUGCUCUACCAAAGUCUUGCGCCACCGGCCAGUCAAUUCGAAGGGGAAGACGCCCAUGGCUUCACCGUGCGCAGCGUAGAACUGACCAUCAGGCCCAAAUAUUCAAUAUACGAUCGCCACUAUAACAACGAAAUCGAAACGCUUUUCACUUUCGAAAACUUCGGCGUGAACAGGGGCGAUGACCUGGUAAACAAUUGUAACGAAGCACUAGCCGUAUGCAUGGACCUACACGGUAGCGACGUACAAGAUCAAGACCAAGGCCAAUACCAAGAUCUGGACAUGGCAUCUGACGGUGCGCAAGAUCUCAACGCCACGUACUCUGGCUUAGGAGACACCCUCCAUGGGCAACCCGUAUACCAGAACGAUGGGCUGGCAGACGACCUAGACGGGGAUCUCCUUAUGGACAACGUGGUCUCUAAGGGUGGUCCCGAAGCAAGUAUGUCUAUGGAAUUCUACGCAAAUCAAAAUCUUGCUGGCAAAAAGAACCUCAGAGACGAAUGA